Molecule: messenger RNA, 147 nt
Organism: Funneliformis mosseae
Lineage: Eukaryota; Fungi; Glomeromycota; Glomeromycetes; Glomerales; Glomeraceae
Source: the annotation of a GenBank genome assembly
GUCGAACGCGUCGCUCUAAUGGACUUUGCAUACACAUUUCUUCGUGCUAAACUAUUAAAUGGCAAACAGAGCAAUGCUAGAAUUGCGAAAUAUCUUGUUCCUUUAACCGUUCCUUCGAAACUUCGAGGGUUUAAAAGUGUCGAAUGA